This is a messenger RNA of Brassica oleracea var. oleracea, 1783 nucleotides long. RefSeq names its product receptor-like cytosolic serine/threonine-protein kinase RBK1. Gene Ontology annotation, biological process: protein phosphorylation. NCBI's taxonomy places the organism in Eukaryota, Viridiplantae, Streptophyta, Magnoliopsida, Brassicales, Brassicaceae. The transcript has 8 exons. The record is from RefSeq and is a predicted model, not a curated record. The coding region runs from base 255 to 1700 and encodes 481 amino acids. Gene Ontology annotation, molecular function: ATP binding; protein kinase activity.
ACAACUUUCUGACUCUUCCAAGAAUAGCAUUUUAUCUCUCUCAGGAUAACAAACAAAACAAAACAAAACAAAAGUUUCUCAUAAAACCUCUCUGUUUUCUUGUUUCCUCAGAGAGAUGCAAUAUUUUUCUUUGUAUUAUUUUUUAUGCUUCUGGGAAUUUUUUUUAAUGGAACUUUAACUUGAUGCCAAGGCUUCCUCUCUUAUUGGAGGGCAACACAGAGAAAGAAGAAGGUAAAUAAAAAACCACUGGAGCUAUGGCUGUUGAAGAGACAGAGAAGAAGAAAGAAAGCAAAGAGGAACAAGAGAUAGAGCUUCACAGGAACGACUUAGGCCUCGAACAUUCAUCAUCAUCAGGUGUACUUGGCAUCACAAUUAUGAUGGAUCCAGACAUAGACAAUAGCAGCACUUAUUACAGUACUUGCAGCUCUUGCUCCCCUGACGAUGAAUCAUCAUCAUUAUCCUCUCCAUUUUCGAAUACUCCUAAUAAAAUCGUUUCGUCUUCCUAUCAUGGUGGUCUUCAAUGGAACAAAAUGAUCGAAUCCAUCAAGAAGAAGUCCAUACGAAGAUUCACUGUCAUUCCUCUCCUAGCAAGUUACGAAUUAACGCGUAAAAACUUGCGUCGCAAGCAACCUAAGCUCCCUUUCCCUCCCUCUGAGAAUGGCUUCCCCUGUGAACGUUUCUUUAUGCCUAAACCCUCUUGGCGAAACUUCACCUACGAAGAGCUCGUUGCAGCCACCGAUGAUUUCAAUCCUGAGAAUAUGAUUGGGAAGGGAGGACAUGCUGAGGUAUACAAAGGGGUCUUGCCUGAUGGUGAGACGGUGGCGAUCAAGAAACUUAUGAGUCACGCCAAGGAGGAAGAAGACAGAGUGAGUGAUUUCCUUUCAGAGCUAGGUAUAAUCGCACAUGUAAACCACCCAAACGCAGCGCGGCUUCGAGGUUUCAGCAGUGAUCGUGGUUUGCAUUUUGUGCUUGAGUACGCUCCCCAUGGUAGCCUCUCUACAAAGCUCUUUGGAUCAGAGGAGUGUCUGGAGUGGAAGAUAAGGUAUAAAGUGGCUCUAGGUAUAGCUGAUGGUCUAAGUUAUCUUCACAAUGUUUGCCCUAGACGGAUCAUUCACCGUGACAUCAAAGCUUCUAACAUAUUACUCAGCCGAGAUUUUGAUGCUCAGAUUUCAGAUUUUGGACUAGCAAAAUGGUUACCAGAGAACUGGGCUCAUCAUGUUGUAUUCCCCAUCGAAGGAACAUUCGGGUAUAUGGCUCCAGAAUACUUCAUACACGGCAUUGUUGAUGAGAAGAUUGAUUUGUUUGCCUUUGGUGUGUUGCUUCUAGAGAUCAUAACCAGUCGUAGGGCUGUUGAUACAGCCAGCAGACAAAGCAUCGUUGCAUGGGCAAAACCUUUUCUGGAGAAGAACAGCGUUGAGGACAUUGUGGAUCCUCGGCUAGGAAAUGAGUUUGAUCCAACAGAGAUGAAACGAGUGAUGCUAACAGCUUCAAUGUGUAUACAUCAUAUAGCCACAAUGCGACCUGACAUGACCCGGGUAGUGCAGCUGUUGCGUGGAGAAGACGGCCCAGCUGAGCUAGAGCUACAGCAGAAGCCAGGUCAAGGAGGGGCGGUGAUUGUGAACGCUUGCGAUCUACAGGAUCACACCUCCUCCUCAUACCUCAACGAACUCAUCCGACACAGGCAACUCCUCAUGGAGUGAGUUAGAAACAAUCAAAUCAAAUCAAACUUAACCUCUAAUAACAAACGUGUUUAUGCUUCCACUUUAGUCCCUUAUUCUCUUUC